Brassica napus (rape) is the source of this 705-nucleotide messenger RNA. Its product is annotated as glutathione S-transferase T3-like. Lineage: Eukaryota; Viridiplantae; Streptophyta; Magnoliopsida; Brassicales; Brassicaceae. The transcript is spliced from 3 exons. Bases 1 to 705 code for a protein of 234 amino acids. The record is from RefSeq and is a predicted model, not a curated record.
AUGGUGAAAUCUGGUGGUUAUGUAAACCUCGUAAUGAGUCAAGGGCCAGUUCAUCUGGACUCCUGCGACCCUCUUCUCUUUACUGGCCAAAGUUCUGGUGUGUCUACUGUCAAAGAGAGGAGAAAAUGGUCACUGAAAGAGGAUUUAAUCCUCAUCGGAGCGUGGCUCAACACCAGCAAAGACCCCAUUGUGAGUAAUGAACAAAAGCAAAGAUGGGCUAGGAUCAACGAGGGAGUUUGCAAGUUUGCUGGUUGUUACGACAUGGCACUGAGGGAGCAGAGAAGCGGGCAAAAUGAGAACGAUGUGAUGAAGUCUGCGUUGGAUAUAUUUGCCAAUGACCAGGGAUCGAAGUUCAACUUCGAACAUGCGUGGAGGGAGCUUCGGCAUGAUGUAAAGUGGUGCUCAACAUAUCUGGAGAAGGACAAACGCAAACCAGCGGAUUCCCAAGGCGAUGGUGAAGGGGCAGUGCCUGAGCCAGAGCCAGAGCCAGAAGAGCGACCAAUAGGAGUUGAGGCUGCAAAGGCUGGUAGCAAGAGGAAGAAAACUGGAAAAGAGGAGGAGUUGGCGAAGCUAGAAAAUUUGUUGGAGUUAAGAAAAAAAAUCUCUCAGCAGAGUUUGCUAGAGAGUUUGCUUACAAAGCCCAAGCCUCUCUCUGAGAUGGAAUCAGCUCUCAAAAGUGAAGUACUAGACCAUGUCACGGGUUGA